GCGACUGUGCUUUCGACUCAUUCCAGUCAAGUCGCAUUUGCUUCUUGCAUUGUCACAGUCCAGAAAGUCUAUUCCUCCAGUCUUGAAAAUCGUUGCAUAUAGAACUACGUGCAAACUGGUAGUUUGAAAACGACCACUGUCAAACAUGAACACCCUAAAGCAUCUAUUCCACGGUACGAAGGGCACCAUCAUUCGGCAGCCAAAGUUUUCUUCCGCAACGACUCACCCGCCAGGUGAUCCAUCCGAAAAUAUAGAGCAGAGCAUAUAUCGUUAUCGCAAACAACAUGGUGUUAACCUGGGUUCCUGGUUCGUGCUUGAGCGUUGGAUCACUGAAUAUCCUUUUCGGUGUGCUGCAAGUCCUGGCCAAAGUGAUCUUGACAUCGCCCGUGGGGAACACGCAAAAGAAAUCUUGGAGCUCCACUGGGAUACGUGGAUCACAGAAGCUGACUUCGCCUGGCUCGCUAGAAGAGGGAUCAAUGCAGUCCGAAUUCCGAUAGGGUACUACCACCUAUGUGGUGCUGACCCAACGGUGCUCGAGAAGACUGAUUUCUCAGGCCUGGAACCAGUCUUUGAGGGUGCUUGGCACAGGAUCAUGCAAGCCAUUUCUACUGCUCAACGUUAUGGUAUCGGUGUUCUGUUUGAUCUCCAUGCCGCACCGGGCAAGCAAAAUCGGGACUCUCACUCUGGGACUUCAUCCUCCAAUCCGACGUUCUUUCAAAGCCGCUCCAACCUUCAGCAUGGGAUCAGGGUCCUAAGGAUUCUCAUCCGAAAUCUUCUUACGUAUUGCCAAUCUCACUCACCUCCACUGUACAAUGUUGUUGGCGUGGAACUUUUGAAUGAGCCACAACCUCCGUCUCACAAAAAUCUUCAACGCUGGUAUAUUGAUGUUAUUCGAGAGUUGAGAGCCAUUGACCCGGGGCUUCCGAUAUACAUCUCGGAUUGCUGGAUGACGGAAGAGUACACUGGGUUCAUCCAAUCAUUACCCGCCUCACAUUCAUCACCUAUAGUUGCUCUUGAUCAUCAUCUUUAUCGCUGUUUUACUUCUUCGGAUAUAGCUACUCCCGCAGCUCAGCACUCGGGGUCACUAUCCGACCUCAAUGCACCCACUCCACGAGCAUUUGCUGAGGCUGCACAAAAACUAGGAGAUGCAAGUGGCGGACUAGUCGUGGGCGAGUGGUCCGGAGCAUUAAACCCCGGAUCCUUACAUGGCGCAGAUGAGUACCAGGCGAGGAAGAACUAUAUCAGUGCUCAAUUAGCAUUGUUUGAAAGAUACUGUGCUGGCUGGUUUUUUUGGACGUACAAGAAGGAACACAAGGGUGAUUGCGGAUGGUCAUUUAGGGAUGCGGUUGAAGGAGGGGUUUUUCCUAACUAUGUCGGGGUCAAACCCAGGAAUGUUUGUCUUGCAGACACACCACAAAGGCAAGCAAGAAGAGGCUCUGCAAAAGACGUGGCACUCGGUCAACAUAUUGAUUAUUGGUCGAGGUAUCCUGGCCAUCACGAGUACUGGCGUUUUGAGCAAGGUUUUGUCCAAGGUUGGGAUGAUGCAUACUUGUUUUUAUCUUGGAACAGCGGAGAUGCACCAACGUUUGUAUCUGAGCUCGGAUUCUUGGGAAGUUGGGCGAGAAACAAAACUCAGAUGCACAUAGCAGAAUCUGGAUCAAGUGGAAAUAUCUGGGAAUUUGGUGCCACGGUCUCAAUCAGGGCGCGAAUGCAGCCAAAAAUGACUUUCUCCAGGUGUCUUGAAUUAUCUUCCCUUCGGUCACAUUUGUCAUGGAUGAAUGAUUACGGCGGGGAUUUAGGCUGUGUUUUAGUCGCUUUUAAUGACUCUGUAUCCAUAUUAUCUCCUAUCUUCCUGUAAGCUCAAUCUUUGUAAAGGUUACUCUGAUAUUCCAUAUUAACCCUUACUCGAUCAAAUUACUGACAUGUCGGAGUUGACUUUCCCGAUGCCAUUGCACUCUUCCAAAUACAAUCGCAGUAAGUUUUCUACUACCAGAUCCUGUAGUGUUGGUUUACUUUCCCCGUAUUUGACCGUGGUCGUUGGUCGCAUGUUAACGCCAGUGAGUCAACGUUUUUUUCUCAACAUUAAAAGUCCCCUGGCGGUAUUAACAUGAUUGAAAAUAUUUGUGAUUCUCCAGCGCGUUCCCAAUCCGAACGGAACACCGAUAUUCUUGACAUAUAGAUUACCCCAGUAGACAUAAAGCCCACUUUUUUUUU
Serpula lacrymans var. lacrymans S7.9 is the source of this 2214-nucleotide messenger RNA. RefSeq names its product glycoside hydrolase family 5 protein. Gene Ontology annotation, biological process: glucan catabolic process. The record is from RefSeq and is a predicted model, not a curated record. Gene Ontology annotation, molecular function: glucan endo-1,6-beta-glucosidase activity. NCBI's taxonomy places the organism in Eukaryota, Fungi, Basidiomycota, Agaricomycetes, Boletales, Serpulaceae. The coding region runs from base 146 to 1858 and encodes 570 amino acids. Gene Ontology annotation, cellular component: cell surface; extracellular region. The transcript has 6 exons.